GUGUGUGAGUAAGUGUGUCUCCCAUAUCCUUUUAUUAUCCUUUCAUGGCGGAUAACACGAGAACUGUCCAGAGGCUCUUCUCCUUCUUCUUCAUCGUCUUCUUCACUACUACUCCUCUCUAACGUUUUCCUCUUUUUUACUUUUGGGAUAUCAGCUAUGGCUGCUGCUAUGGCCUCUGCUUCUGGUUCUGCUCUUUGCUUCACUGAUGCUUCUACCUCUCGAGCUCUCUGCUUUGCUCCCAGUCCUAGAAGAACAAUUACGUUUGGUUUUGUUCAUAAAUCUCUUGUCAAUCUCGAUCAGCGAUUAAGAUUAUCCAAUUUGAAGACUCGAGCAUCAAAUGCUACUGCUGUGGAGAAGAAUGGAAAGCAAGAUGGAAGUGCGGCUGAUUCUGAUAAAGUUCCAACUCCAGUUGUCAUUAUCGACCAAGAUUCUGACCCUGAUGCUACCGUUCUUGAAGUUACCUUUGGUGACCGUCUUGGUGCUCUUCUUGACACUAUGAAUGCGCUCAAGAACUUGGGCUUGAAUGUCGUCAAGGCAAAUGUUUACCUCGAUUCUUCCGGCAAGCACAACAAGUUUGCCAUUACUAAAGCGGAUAGUGGCAGAAAAGUAGAAGACCCUGAACUGCUUGAGGCUAUUCGUCUCACUGUCAUAAACAAUUUGCUUGAGUUUCAUCCUGAAUCAAGUUCUCAAUUGGCUAUGGGAGCAGCUUUUGGUGUUCUUCCUCCAACUGAACCGAUCGAUGUGGACAUAGCAACACAUAUAAGCAUUGAAGAUGAUGGACCAGACCGCAGUUUACUCUUCAUAGAAACAGCGGAUAGACCUGGACUAUUAGUUGAGCUGGUGAAGAUCAUUACAGAUAUCAGCGUCGCUGUCGAGUCUGGAGAAUUCGAUACUGAGGGUUUGUUGGCUAAGGUAAAGUUCCAUGUAAGCUACAGAAACAAAGCCCUAAUCAAGCCUCUCCAGCAGGUUCUUGUUAAUAGUAUGAGGUACUUCUUGAGGCGUCCAUCAACUGACGAGUCAAGUUUCUGAUAAUGCCAUUUUUACAAACUAUGAAAAUCUCAUUCGUCUGUGACUACUUUUUACCACUUCUUUUUUUUGUUUCACAUUUUGACCAAAAUAAACUUCUUCAUUUAAAGUAGACAUCUCAUACACCUGUAAUAAUAACAUUCUACAUUGUUCAUCAAAUUUACCUUCA
This is a messenger RNA of Camelina sativa (false flax), 1195 nucleotides long. RefSeq names its product ACT domain-containing protein ACR11. Gene Ontology annotation, cellular component: chloroplast thylakoid membrane; chloroplast stroma. The record is from RefSeq and is a predicted model, not a curated record. NCBI's taxonomy places the organism in Eukaryota, Viridiplantae, Streptophyta, Magnoliopsida, Brassicales, Brassicaceae.